Molecule: messenger RNA, 1239 nt
Organism: Clunio marinus
Lineage: Eukaryota; Metazoa; Arthropoda; Insecta; Diptera; Chironomidae
Source: the annotation of a GenBank genome assembly
ACGGACAGCAGGGUGGCAUCAGGAUCUUUUGUAUGACCCAUAUGAGACGAAGAAGGUUGAAUUUAGUGAUAGUUUUGUCUUUGGUUAGUAUUCUCACUUUAAUCGCUUUGUUUGGGACUUACGCAUAUUUUAAAGUUUAUCAAGAAGAUUCACCACAAAUUUCAAUAACGGACGAAUACUUUAAUGAACCAUCUGAUCUUGUUCGACAUAAACGAGCAACAAACUUUAUUAAUAAAAUAGAUUCUGAGCGUGAUGAUGUUGAUGACAUGAAUAAGAUUAAAAGAAAUGCUGUUGUUGAAGACAUCAAUAGUUUUCUAAAUUUAAAAUAUCAAGAAAUCAAUGGAAAUGAUGCAAAUGAAGAAAUUAAUGACGAGGGAACUUUAAUAUCGAAACGAAGCAGCAACUUCAAAAAUUCCAUAAGAAAGCUCAAAGAAAACAUAAAACACAACAAAAUUAUGAUCAAUGAUAAUGAGAAUGUUUCUGAUGAAUCAAUAAAUCUUAUAUUGAAAGAUUUGCGAGAUAUUGAAGAAGAGAUUCGUGACAUUGAUGAUGAUAUUAUAAGUCUUUUAGAGACUGCGGCAAUGGCCGAUAAUUCAAUUCACAAACGGGUCAGACAUAAGCGUGAGACGAAUUCAAUUCAAAAUAUCGAUCCAAUCACUUACAAGCUUUACUUUCCAAUCUUCGAAGAGAAGAAACGGGAAAAACGACUUGUUCAGGAAAAAUUUACUGAAGUUCGUGAUGAAUUUAUUCGAUGCAAGAAGUCAACGAAAGAUGGAAAGCGAGAUUGUAAUGAAAUUUACAGUAAAGUGAUGGAUCGCUUUAGAGAAAUAACAAAAAAGUUUAAAGAAAUUGAAGAAAUUGUUGACGAAAUGGAAGAUUAUCAUUCAUCAUCGCGAAGCAAUGAUUCAAGGGAACGUAAAAAGGAAAAGAAGAAAAACAAAAAGAAGAACAAGGAGGAAAAAAGUUCUUCAGAAUCGGAUGAAUCAAGUGAAGAAAAUGUGAAAACUUCAACACCGUGGUGGGAACAAAGUUCACCGUCAACAAAUAAAACUACUUCAUUAGAACCAGAAACAACAACACUUGAAGUAACAACAACAGUAGAAGAAGAUAUUUCAACAAUUGAGACAACAAAUUCCGAAGAUAUGACAACGACACAAUCACCAAUCGAGACUACGACCAAUGAUGAAACAACCGUCCAACCAGCAACAAUUUUCGAUUUUCACGACAAAAAAGAUUCAA